CUUAACUUAAUUUUCCUAAACCUGCUGCGAAAAGUCCAAUCUUACGUUCAUUUGACAAAAGCAGGAUCCUUCACCAGGGUUUCCACUAGUUACCACACCCACAAAGUCAAGUUACCACUGCCACAUAGUUGGCUAUAAUCGCAAAAAUUAAUGAAAACAAAAAUAUGCCUUAAUUUAAUCAUUUUAGGCGUAAGAUUUCCAGUAUGAGUAAGGUUUCAAAUCCCAUUUUAAGAAGAUAAAAGAGCUGUUUCUGACUUUGUGGCUGUGGUAACCAGUGUCUCCGCUCCGCAUGAUAAACCAAACACCAACAGAGACUCGGCAGCGACGGACGGACGGUUUCCCGAAGCACAAAUGGCUGCCACCGGAGUCCUUCCUUUUAUCCGGGGGGUAGACCUAUCUGGAAACGACUUCAAAGGAGGUUACUUCCCUGAACAUGUGAAGUCUAUGAGCAGUCUGAGAUGGCUGAAACUCAACAGGACCGGCCUGUGUUAUCUGCCAGAGGAGGUGGCUGCACUGCAGAAACUGGAACAUCUGUCUGUGAGUCACAACAGCCUGACUACUCUACAUGGAGAACUGUCCAGCCUGCCGAACCUCAGGGCGGUGGUUGCCCGGGCCAACAACCUGAAGAACUCUGGAGUUCCUGAUGACAUCUUUCAGCUGGACGACCUCUCAGUCCUGGACCUGAGCUUCAACCAGCUGACUGAGAUCCCCCGAGACCUGGGAGAACUCCAGAACAUUGCUGGGCUCAACCUCAGCCACAACAG
Oncorhynchus kisutch (coho salmon) is the source of this 764-nucleotide messenger RNA. RefSeq names its product protein flightless-1 homolog. Gene Ontology annotation, cellular component: cytoplasm. Gene Ontology annotation, molecular function: protein binding. The annotation marks the transcript as partial. Lineage: Eukaryota; Metazoa; Chordata; Actinopteri; Salmoniformes; Salmonidae. The transcript is spliced from 5 exons. The record is from RefSeq and is a predicted model, not a curated record.